AUGGCAGACGAUGAAGGCGUGGUUACAGAGCCCCUGGAUCUAGUAAAGCUUUCACUUGAUGAAAGAAUCCUCGUCAAGAUGCGUGGAGACAGAGAAUUGCGUGGAAAGCUGCAUGCAUAUGAUCAACACAUGAAUCUCGUUAUGGGAGAUGUCGAGGAAACAAUAACUAUAGUGGAUGUGGAUCCAUCGACACAGAAUCAAUCUCUAACAACCGUGAAGAAAGAGCAUGAUAUGCUAUUUGUGCGAGGAGACUCUGUGAUUCUAGUAGCGCCGCCUGUGAGAGGUUGA
Messenger RNA from Synchytrium microbalum, 288 nucleotides. RefSeq lists its product as uncharacterized. Gene Ontology annotation, molecular function: RNA binding. Gene Ontology annotation, biological process: P-body assembly; mRNA splicing, via spliceosome. The transcript is spliced from 3 exons. Lineage: Eukaryota; Fungi; Chytridiomycota; Chytridiomycetes; Synchytriales; Synchytriaceae. The record is from RefSeq and is a predicted model, not a curated record. Gene Ontology annotation, cellular component: catalytic step 2 spliceosome; precatalytic spliceosome; P-body. Bases 1 to 288 code for a protein of 95 amino acids.